Thamnophis elegans (Western terrestrial garter snake) is the source of this 1884-nucleotide messenger RNA. Its product is annotated as heterogeneous nuclear ribonucleoprotein A/B-like. Gene Ontology annotation, biological process: regulation of gene expression. Gene Ontology annotation, cellular component: nucleoplasm. NCBI's taxonomy places the organism in Eukaryota, Metazoa, Chordata, Lepidosauria, Squamata, Natricidae. Gene Ontology annotation, molecular function: RNA binding. The record is from RefSeq and is a predicted model, not a curated record.
CCUCGCUGAGGGGAGAGAACUUCCGUUGUUGUCGCUUUACGCAGAUUCGAGGCAGCGGCGCACUCUUUCUGGGCUAGGGAAUCAUGGCCGAGGUGGAGCACCAGUUUGGCGCCACCCAAAACGGGCACGAAGCGGCGGCGGCGGCAGCGGCGGCGGCGGCCGAGGAAUCCGUGAGUGGCGGCGACGAGGAGCUGUUGCAGCCGGAGCAGCAGCUUGAAGAGGAGGAGGAAGAAGAAGAGGUGGUGGCGGCGGCGGUGGUGGUGGCAGAGGCCGGAGAGGAGGAGGAGGAGGGGGACGGCGAAGGAGAAAGCGAGGAGGCAGGGCAAUCGGUAGCUUCUGCAGAAGUUAGUGGCAGCCAGAAUGGAGCCGAAGGCGAUCAGAUAAAUGCAAGCAAGAACGAGGAGGAUGCGGGGAAAAUGUUUGUUGGUGGUCUUAGUUGGGAUACAAGCAAAAAAGACUUAAAAGACUACUUUACUAAAUUUGGUGAAGUAACUGAUUGCACAAUAAAGAUGGAUCCUAAUACAGGCAGAUCAAGGUUUGGAUUCAUUCUCUUCAAAGAAGCAGGAAGUGUUGAUAAGGUUUUGGAGCAAAAAGAACACAAAUUAGAUGGAAGAGUGAUUGAUCCUAAGAAAGCAAUGGCAAUGAAAAAGGAUCCUGUGAAGAAAAUAUUUGUUGGUGGACUUAACCCAGAGGCAACAGAAGACAAAAUCAGGGAAUAUUUUGGAGAGUUUGGAGAGAUUGAAGCGAUUGAACUUCCAAUGGAUCCAAAGACCAAUAAAAGAAGAGGGUUUGUCAUCACAUUUAAGGAAGAAGAACCAGUGAAGAAAAUAUUAGAGAAAAAAUUCCACAAUGUCAGUGGUAGUAAGUGUGAAAUUAAGGUAGCACAGCCAAAAGAAGUAUAUCAGCAGCAACAGUUUGGUUCUGGGGGCGGCCGAGGAAGAGGUGGAAGAAGAGGUCAAGGCAGUUCAAAUUAUGGGAAGGCUCCAAGACGUGGUCAUCAGAAUAACUACAAGCCAUAUUGAUCAAAAGUAUUCAGGUAUGCAGUGGCAUGCUCUAAUGCACAAAACUACUGCAUAUGUUUUGUACUUAAUGCUGUAGAUGGACAUUACAAUUAUGUACCAAAAUUAACUUUACAAUACAUUUCUAUGGCCUGUUAUGUGUAUCUGAAGACUUCCCUGGAAAUGUCUUUGUUUAAUAUUUACAGAUAAUAGUUGUCUAGAGAGUGUGGUGUGUAAAUUUCAGCCUUGCUGAAGAUUAAUGAUUUUAUUGAUAGGUUAAAUUGAAAUGAUUUUGAGGGGUCUGCUUAAAGCUGCAGUUCUGCCCGUUGGAGUUAACCACGUUAUUCCAGUUGUACAGAAUGAGAUGCAUCUUAGGGAACCAGUAUCACUUUCCACCUUUUUAUUUUGUAUUGGUUUUGUGUCAUACAUUUCCUGUAAUGGAAGUGUUAAUUUUACUGUACUUUUUGGUACCUUUUUGGAAUCUAAUGUAUUGUAAGGUAUUUUACAUGUGUUCUGAUUCACCAUGACAUGGAUAUUGAUGCUAUUCUAGCUUUUGAAUAAAAAAGCAUAAUACAGUAUCCUGUGCCAUUAUUCCAGCUAUCCUUUUGUAGCUCAGAGAAAAGAAGCCUUAGAAUUUCAUUAGAAGCACUGGUGGCUGGUUGGAUGCGUAAAUUUAGAAGUUGGGUUUAGAGCAUGUUUUAACCCUAAAAUUGAUGAAAGACCAGCAAAGCUUAAUUGUUUAAUCACAAAUUCAAAGUAUUGUUGAGGUAGGAAAAACCAAGAAGCAGAACAAGUAUUAUAUUUCAGGCAAAUUUUAGGAUUAAGAAUAGUGUAUUAUUGCCUUGCGUAGGAAUAAAGGUCAUAGGAAUUUAGGAGUAAAUUUAUA